Molecule: messenger RNA, 1580 nt
Organism: Rhinopithecus roxellana (golden snub-nosed monkey)
Lineage: Eukaryota; Metazoa; Chordata; Mammalia; Primates; Cercopithecidae
Gene: SLA2
Product: Src like adaptor 2
Exons: 8
Coding region: 409-1194 (261 amino acids)
Molecular function (GO): protein binding
Source: RefSeq, a predicted model, not a curated record
AACCACAGAGUCUGCAGUCGGAGCUAGAGCUCCAAGGACCCCACGCCUGUGUCUCUGUGACAGAGCUCAAAGGGCCCUGGGCCUUCCUUCCCUGGCUCGGCUGUGCUUGGGAGGGUUCCCCAAUCCAGAAUCCCUCAGGAGCAUGGGGCAGCUGAUCCAUCCCUGCUGUACAAACUGCUGACUGCAGACGGAUGCUGAGCUACCCAAACCGACACCUAGCCUCUCUCUGAAGCUCCUUCCAGGCUGAGAGAGUUCUGGGUCCUAGGACCAAGGACACUGGCAGGCUUCCAGAAGGGGCCCCAACCUGUCCAGCCAGAGCAUGCGUCUCAGCAGAGCCAUCUUCCCAAGCCUGUGAUGACAAACCAAUUUCCCUUGAUGAUGUGCUUCUGAGUGCUCUGCUGAGGAAUAAUGGGAAGUCUGCCCAGCAGAAGAAAAUCCCUGCCAAGCCCAAGCUUGAGUCCCUCUGUCCAAGGCCAGGGACCUGUGACCAUGGAAGCAGAGAGAAGCAAGGCCACAGCUGUGGCCCUGGGCAGUUUCCCAGCAGGUUGCCCAGCCGAGCUGUCACUGAGACUCGGGGAGCCAUUGACCAUCAUCUCUGAGGAUGGAGACUGGUGGGCGGUGCUGUCUGAAGUCUCAGGCAGAGAGUACAACAUCCCCAGCGUCCACGUGGCCAAAGUCUCCCAUGGGUGGCUGUAUGAGGGCCUAAGCAGGGAGAAAGCUGAGGAACUGCUGUUGUUACCUGGGAACCCUGGAGGGGCCUUCCUCAUCCGGGAGAGCCAGACCAGGAGAGGCUCUUACUCCCUGUCAGUCCGCCUCAGCCGCCCUGCAUCCUGGGACCGAAUCAGACACUACAGGAUCCAGAGCCUUGACAAUGGCUGGCUGUACAUCUCACCGCGCCUCACCUUCCCCUCACUCCAGGCCCUGGUGGACCAUUACUCUGAGCUGGCGGAUGACAUCUGCUGCCUCCUCAAGGAGCCCUGUGUCCUGCAGAGGGCUGGCCCGCUCCCUAGCAAAGAUAUACCCCUACCUGUGACUGUACAGAGGACACCACUCAACUGGAAAGAGCUGGACAGCUCCCUCCUGUUUUCUGAAGUUGCCACAGGGGAGGAGUCUCUUCUCAGUGAGGGUCUCCGGGAGUCCCUCAGCUCCUACAUCAGCCUGAAUGAGGAGGCUGUCUCUUUGGAUGAUGCCUAAGCCCAAAAGAGGCCGAAAGGGAAACCAAGACUGCACACCUAGAACCCCAAUUCAGCCCAGCCACCUGAACACCCCAGAGGCAAGGCUGUGCACUCAGUGAGGGAGGGCUGGGACACAGAGGUGCAUCCAGGGUCCCACCUAUACCCUUGCUCUUUCCUCUCUUGGCCCUAAGAAGUCACCUACCUCCUCCCAGUGCCAUGAUCCCAUCUGCGACCUCUAGUCCAAAUGCAGAGAAGUUGGGACCAGGGCCAGGGUUCCAAAAAGAGAGUAAAUCUGGCCGGGCGCAGUGGCUCAAGCCUGUAAUCCCAGCACUUUGGGAGGCCGAGACGGGCGGAUCACGAGGUCAGGAGAUCGAGACCAUCCUGGCGAACACGGUGAAACCCCGU